Messenger RNA from Labeo rohita (rohu), 3410 nucleotides. It is a transcript of the gene slc16a3b, whose product is annotated as solute carrier family 16 member 3b. Gene Ontology annotation, molecular function: monocarboxylic acid transmembrane transporter activity. Gene Ontology annotation, cellular component: membrane. The record is from RefSeq and is a predicted model, not a curated record. Gene Ontology annotation, biological process: monocarboxylic acid transport; transmembrane transport. The transcript has 5 exons. NCBI's taxonomy places the organism in Eukaryota, Metazoa, Chordata, Actinopteri, Cypriniformes, Cyprinidae. Bases 807 to 2336 code for a protein of 509 amino acids.
CUUAAAUUACACUUGAAAUAUUAUUAAAAAUGUCAUGGAUUUACCUCUAAAAAUGUGAAUAAAAUAGCAAAAAAUAUAUUUACAAUGUAGAUGCAACCAAAAUCUUAAUAGGUCAAUAUAACCCUUCUAAUAAAAUUAUUAUUAGCUACCAUGUUUCGAUGGUGACAAAUUUGGGGAAAGGACAAAUACUCAAAAACUUUUUGACAAUUUGCAUACAUAAAAUUUGGAAAAAGAGACACUUUUUUUCAAGAUGCUUUCAACUCUGUCUUUGGUCCAAUUCUAUAGAAUGGCCCAUAUAUAGGAUAUGCAUUGAUUAGAUGUUUGAAAAGCAAAGAAAAAAAAAUCACUAAUCUUCUUGUCGCUGCAUUGCAACUGACAGAUUAGAAUCAGCCGUUUGGCUAAUUAGUAUGGACGUGACAAGAGGCAUCCAUAAUUAACAAACACCCAGUGCCAGCUGUGACCAGUUUCAGAAAAAAAUUCAAAGGCCUUUCUAAAAUGACUCCUGACCCUACAUUGCAAACAUAAUUUGAAUCCCAACUCACAUUCUAAAUAAAAAUCUACAUAAGAUGAGGAUAAACGCAACAUAAGUUACUCUCAUGGGAGGAGAUUCUGGUCAUUGCAAUCAGUAACACAUGGAGAAAUGUCAGGGUCUUAAUUUAGGUUGGUAGGGUACAGAGGUGUGCCCCUCAGUCCCCACCCCUGUUUGCUCGCUAGAUGAGGUAGAUAUCUGGGAGGUUCAGAACAGUAAGAGAGAAUCAGUUUUCAGGAACAUUGAGCAAGUUGAGACCUGACCUGUACAAAGCAUCAUGGGUGGAGCGGUUGUAGACACUGGUGACACUGGGGUCAAGGCACCUGAUGGAGGAUGGGGUUGGGCUGUCCUCUUCGGCUGCUUCAUCAUUACUGGUUUCUCCUAUGCGUUUCCCAAAGCGGUCAGCGUCUUCUUCAAAGAACUCAUCCGGGAGUUUGGAGUGGGCUACAGUGACACGGCUUGGAUCUCCUCCAUACUUCUUGCAAUGCUUUAUGGCUCAGGGCCUAUAUGCAGCAUCCUAGUGAACCGUUUCGGGUGUCGCCCCGUAAUGAUGGUCGGGGGCCUUUUUGCCUCGCUGGGCAUGAUUAUGGCAUCCUUUGCGACCAACAUUAUCCACAUCUAUCUCAGCACAGGAGUCAUAACAGGUUUGGGUCUUGCUCUGAACUUUCAGCCAUCCCUCAUCAUGCUGAACAGAUAUUUCAGUGAGAAAAGGCCCUUGGCCAAUGGGUUGGCUGCAGCUGGAAGUCCCGUGGCUCUGUGCUGUUUGUCUCCUCUUGGUCAGGUUCUUCAAUACCAGUAUGGUUGGCGUGGUGGCUUCCUCAUCCUUGGAGGAAUUCUACUGAACUGCUGUGCAUGUGGAGCCCUCAUGAGGCCCUUGACGGCACCGAAGAAAACAAGCAAGGUGGAAGAAAAGGAGACUGAAUCCAAACCCAAACCAAAGCCCAAGCUUCUUGAUUUCACCGUCUUCAAAGAUCGUGGCUUUUUGAUUUACACGGUGGCUGCUGCCAUUAUGGUACUAGGUCUGUUUGUGCCUCCUGUGUUUGUGGUAAGCUAUGCCAAGGAACUGGGCAAUGAGGACACAAAGUCUGCCUUGCUGCUCACCAUACUGGGGUUCAUCGAUAUCUUUGCCAGGCCAACUUGCGGUAUCAUCGCUGGGCUCAAGUGGGUUCGGCCACGAUGCGUAUACCUCUUCAGUUUCGCCAUGAUCUUCAAUGGCACCACUGAUAUUAUUGGCUCCUUGGCCACAGACUAUUCAUCUCUCGUGGUGUUCUGCAUCUUCUUCGGUAUCUCCUAUGGCAUGGUUGGAGCCUUGCAGUUUGAAGUGUUGAUGGCCAUCGUGGGGACAGAGAAGUUCUCCAGUGCCAUCGGCUUGGUGCUGUUGGUUGAAGCCAUUGCUGUGUUGGUGGGACCACCUGGAGCAGGUCGUCUUCUGGACGCCACAAAGAAUUACAUGUACGUCUUCCUGCUGGCCGGGUGUGAGGUGGUCCUCUCAGCGCUUGUGCUUGCCAUCUGUAACAUGCUCUUCAUCAAAAGGAAGCCCCAACAGCCCGACCCUCCAGCCAAGAUGGAGAUGGCCAUUACCGAGACUGAGAUGGAGGAGCUCAACAAAGCACCAAAGGAAAACCUAGACAACGGGGGCGGUGAAAACGAGAAGCAAGCCAUCGAACAGGAAGGAACGACAAAACCUGAUGAUAAAAAUAUUGAAGAGUCUGAAAGCAUAGGGGUGGACUCGAUAGAGGUGGAGAACGCUUCCAAAAAGAUGAUUGAACCAAACGGUGUGGUUGUAGAACCUGAAUCCUCUCUGUGAAGAUGCUAGAACAAUAGAUACAACAGCGCUUCCCUUGUAGGACUCACGGAUGUGCGUUUGAUGUUGUAGUGUAUGCUUUUUGUAUCGCACUUCAAGUGUGGUUGCAGAGGACCGCUUUCAGACCUGCUCUACAGUUCAGAUUCAGCCAUUUGCAGGCAGAUCAGAACCUUUUAUGUUCUCAAUAGGUUCUUGUUACAAAAAAUAGAUUGUUUAUACAGUGGCACCAGAUUUUUGGCCAGUAAACACUCCACAUCAGAGCAGGUCAUUAGCAUUAUACUGAAUAUUGAACCAGCUUGCUGCUUUGUGGCAUUCAGUGUUUGCUAAUGUGAAUUGUUGGUUUUUAGUGUAACAUUUUAAACUGGUCCUGGGAGAGCACAGGAUUGUAUUAAGUCCUGUAUUUUAGAAAAAUCAAAAUGUCAUGCAAAUGAGGAUCCUAGUUAGUCUUUUUAAAUUGGAGACAUUCUUGAAGAAUGUACAGAGUUCAGACAUGUUUGUAUUUUUGUGGAACAUUUCAAAGGAUGUAAAUGCUGAAGGACAAAGCUCUGUUACAUAUUUUUAUAGUGCUUUUUUUUUUUUAUUUUUUUUAUUUUUUUUUUUUUUUUGCCAUUUUGUUGAUUUUUAACUUCCUCGUGUAGGUUCAGUAUUUAUAUUAAAGUGUUGAUGUCAGUUGGCAGCUUCACUUCAUAUUUAUUUGUAUUUUAUUCAUCUAAAUGCCAGUGUUUUCAGACCAACUGCAUCAAUCAGGAGAGGACCACAGCUUGUAGUUGUGAUAUGUUGGUUGUGUAACACUUUUUAGCUCAUUCAACAUUCACUCAAAUGUUGUUGUGUGUUUUUUUUUUUUUUUUUUUUUUUUUGGAACCCAAAUAGUACUACACUAUUUAUGAAAAUGGUGGUAUGGAUAGAACCCUUCUAAACUUUACCUCAUUUUUUCUUCCACCAGCAGUUUGUGAGUAGGGACCCUCUUCUGCUACGUUUUAAAGACACUUGAGCUGUUUUUGGUUGUGCCUUAAGUCUUGUAGCUGUACACAAUUUGUGAAUCACUUUAGAAAUAAACAUCCUUCCCUCUCCACUGAA